Messenger RNA from Salvelinus namaycush (lake trout), 1272 nucleotides. RefSeq names its product sphingomyelin synthase-related protein 1-like. Lineage: Eukaryota; Metazoa; Chordata; Actinopteri; Salmoniformes; Salmonidae. Gene Ontology annotation, molecular function: ceramide cholinephosphotransferase activity; sphingomyelin synthase activity; protein binding. The transcript has 6 exons. Gene Ontology annotation, cellular component: endoplasmic reticulum membrane; Golgi membrane. Gene Ontology annotation, biological process: ceramide biosynthetic process. The record is from RefSeq and is a predicted model, not a curated record. Bases 1 to 1272 code for a protein of 423 amino acids.
AUGGCGGUGUCUCAGAGUAGAGUUAGUACUUGGAGCAGUAAACAGGUGUCUGGCUGGCUGAAGCAGGAGGGGUUUGGGCAGUAUGUGGAGCUGCUGUGUUCUAAACACCGUGUGGAUGGCCCCAGCCUGCUGACUCUAGGGGAGGCUGACCUGCGUGAACCCCCUCUGGGCCUCACUGUGCUGGGGGACAUCAAGAGGCUGGCCCUGGCCCUGCGGAGGCUCCAAAGACAGAACCAGGAGCAACUGGAGGAGCUGGGGAUAGGGUUAGGGGGAUUAGGGGCUGCUGCUGGGGGACACAGGGCCUGGGAGCGUGUGUGUAACGGGGCAGGGCGCCGUCAGGUGGACUGUGGGGUCUCAGGGUCAUGGUCAGGGUCGCGACCCCGGUCAGGGACGGAGUUAGAAGAAGACCAGUGCCACAUUCACUCCACUGGGGACAGGAAGUGCCUUCUAGGGCGUCUGGACCCAGAGCUGUGGAAGACAGUAGUCAGCUCUGUUUACGUCAUGCUCGUCUUCGGAUUCACCUCCUUCGUCAUGGUGAUCGUCCACGACCGCGUUCCCGAUAUGACAACUUACCCGCCACUGCCCGACAUCUUCCUGGAUAGUGUACCCAGAAUCCCUUGGGCUUUUGCGAUGGCGGAGGCUUGUGGUCUAAUCCUAGUUUACAUCUUCCUGUUGGUGCUACUACUACACAAACACAGGUCUAUCAUAUUGCGGCGUCUGUGUUCUCUGAUUGGAACAGUGUUUCUGCUGCGUUGCGUCACCAUGUUUGUUACCUCCCUCUCUGUACCUGGACAACACCUACAGUGCUCCAGUAAGAUGUAUGGUGAUACGUGGUCUAAGGUCCAGAGGGUGUUAGCUAUAUGGAGUGGCUUUGGCAUGACGCUGAAUGGAGUGGAUACCUGUGGAGAUUACAUGUUCUCUGGUCACACUGUGGUACUCACCAUACUCAACUUCUUCAUCACAGAGUAUACUCCUCGUAGCUGGCACCUGAUCCACACCAUCUCCUGGGUACUGAAUCUGUUUGGUAUCUUCUUCAUCCUGGCGGCUCAUGAGCACUACUCCAUAGAUGUGUUCAUCGCUUUCUACAUCACCACCAGGCUGUUCCUGUACUACCACACUCUGGCCAACACCAGGGCCUUCCAACACAGCCGCCGCGCUCGGAUCUGGUUUCCCAUGUUCUCCUUCUUCGAGUGUAACGUCAACGGCCCUGUUCAUAACCAGUACAACUGGCCCUUCAGCGGGCCUGCCUGUAUGAAGACACUGAUUGGAUAA